CUGCUAUGACUACGAUGUCAUUGUUUUAACAAGCAUACACUUUUAUAGUUCAUUUUUUACCAACACAGAUAUUUCUAAAUUAAAAUGUUUAAUAUAAACCAUUCUGAAUCUGCGGAUUUUAAAUUUGCGAAGCCUCAAGAAAUGAAGCCAAAUCGCUUGGAGGACCUGCCGCCCAACAUUUUGGAGAUGAUCAUGUCUCACUUGGACGUUGUCCACCAUAAAUUAUUGCGUGAAUUAUCGGAAGAGUUGAAACAAAAAAACGAUUCGUAUAUAUUGCAUUAUCACAAGUGCAUUGAGCAAUCCCAUCAGGAAAAGCCAAACGAAAGUGCCAAGGAGCGGAGUGUUAGGAUCAUGCUGGAGGUGCUGCGGCAAUCGUUCACAUAUUUCACCGAAACGGGCUUCAGGACGGACCUCGCAAGCAGCUUACUGCAAUUUGAUGGGGAGCUGGCCUUCGAGUGGCCCCAGAUAGACUUCGAUGAUCACCCAAAUCCUGAAAUGUUAAGCAGAUUCAUAGUCAAAUUCCUUGGACUAAGACUGCGACCGCCAAAAAAGCCAUCCAGUGUUGAGGACCCCUUACAACUUCAGGAAAAACGCCUCCAAUAUACGAUGGCAAUGUUGAACCUUCUGCGACAAUUCAAAAACCUUCGAAUCGUGGGAAUGGGCAUGUGCCUGUUGCAGUGGCAACUGCAGUUGGAGCUGCCCGACACCUUCUUCGGAAUGAUCGAAGAGCGCAGGGAAAACUCACGCACUUCUGACUCAAAGCGAAGAGUCUACCUCAUGUGCGUUAUCGCUGAACUACUUUUUUUCGAAAGGCUCAACCAAAACUAUUGUGGCCAUCGGGAGAGUGAGGGGGACGUAUUCACCUAUGGUAUUUUCCCAGAGGCAAGAACUAAAACCAGACAGAAGAUUGUGCUCAAGUUCGUGUUGCAGGCCCCGAGGAGAGUUGUCGAUCAGAUGCAGGAUAUCAUCACCGGAGUGGACGAUCAGAGCAGACCCUUCCACUUGCCACCAAAUUCGAAUUUUAUCGCACGAAUCGAGCUCAAGUGUGUUCGGGGUCCCCGAUACACGAUACAAGACACCAUGGACAUUAACAUUCUAAAGUUAAGUGAGCUCAGCUAAACUAAAAUGCAAUUAAAUUUUACUCUAGAAAAAAAUUA
This is a messenger RNA of Drosophila ficusphila, 1157 nucleotides long. RefSeq lists its product as uncharacterized. Lineage: Eukaryota; Metazoa; Arthropoda; Insecta; Diptera; Drosophilidae. The record is from RefSeq and is a predicted model, not a curated record.